ACGGUCUCGGGCCGAGGCCGCGGGCUCACUGCGGUGCUGAGAGCCGAAGGCCUGCCUGCCGCCAGAGGGGGCUGAGGCGCCUGUGGAAGCCUGCACGGCAGGGCGGCUCGCGCACGCGGUCGGUGUCAGAGCCUGCGAAUCGGGGACAGGGUACUCCCUGCUUUUCUAGGGACUCUUGUUACUUGAGGACCACAAUGAAAAAUAGGAGCCCAGAUGAUAUGGUCACUGGCAAGCUUCCCAAGCUCAAGAGCUCCAAAGAAUGGUUGGAACCACAGUCGCUUUCUUUUAUGGAGGCUUUAGCUAAAGAAGAUACUGAUGCAGCUGUUCAAUCAAUUUUAUAUAGAGAAAAUUAUAUAAUGAAGGAACUUGAUAAGUAUUUGCAGCACCAUGACUUCUUAAACACAAGAAGAAAAGAGAUGUUGUAUAAAAAAUGGGUUGAACGUGUGGCAGAUCCUCUCCAGAAGAAAAUUAUAGAAAAGGUUCAUUCACAUAAGAACAUUAAAAAGAGGAGACGUCAAGAAUUAGACAAUUUUUUGAAACAUUCAAAUAAGAAGGGAAAUGCGUUUAUAGAGCAUUAUGAUCCAAAAGAAUAUGAUCCUUUUUAUAUGAGCAAAGAGGACCCCAAUUUUUUGAAGGUUAUCAUGCCACCAUUUCGUGACCCCUUGAAAAAAGCCCAGUAUGACAAGGAUGAUGAGAAACGAACUCUUCUGCAGUGUGAGACUGGCAAAAUCUAUACAAUGAAAGAAUUCAAAGACAUCGAGAAGGCCCAGUUGCAUUCCAGAUUCCCAAGUAUUUCUAAUUCAAGGCAAAGUAUGACUCCAAAUGAAUGGCUUAAAGUGCCCAUGAGUUAUAUAGAAAGUGAAUUUUGUAAAAGGAGCAGGUUCAAAGUGAAGAUGAAUUUUAAUGCUAGUAGUUUUGAUUUGAGUCCAUUGAAAAGGGUGCCUAAUUUUCUGGAAUACCGGGAGGAAGAAAUGAUGAUCAUUUGCAAAAACAAUGGGCUCUUCUGUCUGGACAGUGAAUUUCCAUGUCUCCAGGAGAAGAUGGACCCAAGUCCCAAAGGGACCAACUCUGAAGGCCACCAUUCUGUAAAGCCAUGCCAGGAGGUAGAAAGGGAUGAGAGCUAACCAGCACGCGGUGAGAGCGGACAGUCUGCCUACUCUGUGACGCGGGGCAGUGCUGGCUGACCAGGCCUAGGCUUCUGAUGUGGUGCUCUGUAGAGGGGAGCAGGCAGUGGAGCGCCAGCCAGUGGGCGGGAGGUAGAGCAGAAGACACUGAGACAGGCAUCUACUGAGAGGCCGUGUGUUGCACCCAUGGUGGGCAUCUGCAGUGCUGGAGGCCCAAGACUCCAAUCUUCAUAUUACCUCUCCUCUCUCUCCUCUCUGGGUUCACCUAUAGUCAAACCACGCCCCCAGGAUUGUUUCUUUUAAUUCAAUCAAGAGUUAGUUUGGAAAAGGACCAAUACUAAAAGUAGUAAACUUUAAGAACUGAAGUAAUAGCUUCCAAAUGUAAAGUGUCUGGAGAGGCCUCUCAUCCCAAGGUAACUGCAGUGUUAUGGUGUCAUUUGACAGACUCAGCCUGACACUACGGCUAUAGCGGGUACUUGUACACUUCAGUCCCCUUCCCACUGCUGUGUGCAUGGGGUCAGUCGCUUUCAGGCGUGGCUUGGCCCCGAGAGGGCUUUUCCUUGCACUCAUGAAAGCAUGUAAAGCUGCCAGCACCGUGCUUUGCCGUCUUCCUGACAUGUUCGGUGUUCCCAUGUGGUCGUUUGCUCCCUACAUUCUGACAAAGAGCUGCUCUGAGUCAGGCCGUGUGUCAGGGCUGGAGCCAUGGUGCUGAGCAAAGCAGGCAAGGGUGGAAAACAACCAAAUGUCCAGCAGGUGAGUUAGCAAAGCGAGGAGAAGAACAUAGAUAAGCGGCGUUCACGAACGGUGACAGAUGAGGACGCUGCUCUAAAUGGAGGAAUCGGAAAGGCUUCUUGAAGGAGGUGACGUUGAGCCAUGGUCUUACAUACUGAGGGUGAGCCAUGACGAGUGUUAGGGGAAGCGUCUGCAUGAAGAGAGACUGGUGUAGAAAGCAGAUUGGGUGGAGUGAUGGUGACAAGAGGGGACUGGAGAGGAAGGAGGCAGAUGCCACCCAUGCAGAAGCCAUCCCAAAGCUCUGGGGAGGAGACAUAUUGAAAUCCCUUUGGGGUAGUUUUUAUUUUGCUUUCCUUUUUUCUUUUCCCAAUUGGUGGUUGACUAGUUUCUUAGAGACAGGGAGAGUAUCAUGGCUUCAUGUAGCCUAGGCUGGCCUUGAACUCUAUGUAGCUAAGGAAGGAAUUCUUAAUCUUUCUACCUAUGCCUUCCAAAUGCUAGGAUUACAGGUCUGCACUACUACACCUGAUAAACUUGUACCCAAUGAGACACAAGUCAAAGCAGAAGCUGAGAGUCUGGCUAGCAGGCCAGGGUAGUACGACAGGAGCAUAAUAACCUACCAUGAGGCCUAGUGAUGGCUGUGUAGUCCUGGAGACCUGCGGAGAGCACGCUGACAAAGGACAUUAGUGCUUGAUAGGAGAAAUGAGUGAGAGUGAGAAACCACAGUCAACUAUGUUCUGGAGAUUUUUGUCCUGAGGGCCCGGGUGGAUGACGGCCCUACUCAUGACUCAGAAGUCUGAGUGGACCUCUGGGCAAGCGUAAGGAAGAAGUACAAAGAUAAAGAUGAUGCUUCCUGGUGCUAAAUUAAAGAUACCUUUUACCAUUACAAUACACAUUUAUAGAGGACGAGUAUUAAGUAAUUUAGUUUCCUCUAGCUGUUCAUUUGAGCAUGUUCUGGGGCUGGGGAUGUAGCCAGUGCGAGCACUUCCCUGGCAUGCGCAAAGUUCAGGCUCCUGCAUCUCUAAAGAGAAACUGAUGAAGAAGUAAGCAGUAGGCGUGCUCUGUUGAAGGCAGUUCCCCCCGCCCCGUGCCGUGUUGUCAGAUGUGUUGUCAGAUGGUAAGUGCUAUUGAUGAGUGUCGCACCUGAGUAGUUAACAGGCCUUGGAAUAAUGAUGAACGUGUGACCAUCACUGGGCUGCUGACAUUAUUGGCAUAAAAAACCGGAAUGAGGUGAUGUCUCUCAUCCUUUUCUUCAUUUGUUUUUAUCAGUGUUGUUUUUUUUUUAAGAUUUAUUUAUUAUAUAUAUGUACACUAUCGGUGUCUUCAGACACACCAGAAGAGGGCAUCAGAUCCCAUGACAGAUGGUUAUGAUCCAUGUGAUCACUGGGAUUUGAACUCAGGACCUCUGGAAGAGCAGUUGGUGCUCUUAACCACUGAGCCAUCUCUCCAGCCCCUUAUCUCAGUGUCUUAACUCUGUUAUUCUUCAUCUUUUUAGAGCCUUGGUUGGAGGAAGGAAAGCUGUGUAGUGGGGGCAGGAAGCUUGGCACAUGCUAUAAGGGGGCUCUUUUUUCCUCUCAUCAUCACUGAGAGACUUCUUAAGGUCACGGCGAUCUCCUCAUGACUUCCGUCCAGCUAAUCUCUUGGUGUUGUCUCUGGACCUAGGCCUCUGCUGGACCUUCUGUAGCUUUCGUCUAGAGACCAUGCUUCUCCAGAGAGGGAACUUGGAUUCAUUUUCUAACCAUCUGGU
Messenger RNA from Apodemus sylvaticus (European woodmouse), 3600 nucleotides. It is a transcript of the gene Fam228b, whose product is annotated as family with sequence similarity 228 member B. The coding region runs from base 195 to 1124 and encodes 309 amino acids. NCBI's taxonomy places the organism in Eukaryota, Metazoa, Chordata, Mammalia, Rodentia, Muridae. The transcript has 9 exons. The record is from RefSeq and is a predicted model, not a curated record.